AUGUUGGUUUAUCUUGUUUUCUUAGCGGUUCCCGCCGUUUAUAUUAUAUUAUCAUUUAUCUUUCUUCGUAAACCAAAAUGGCUUCACAAACACCGUCAACCUGCUUUUAUGGCUCGAAAUAUAGCUCAUCGAGGAGGAGCUGGAGAAUCAAUUGAAAAUUCUUUACUUGCAUUUGACAAAGGACUAACAAAUGGAGUAGAAAUGCUUGAAUUAGAUUGUCAUUUAACUAAAGAUCAUCAAGUUGUUGUUCAUCAUGAUUUUUCAAUAAAUAGAACAACCGGUGAAGAUAAAUUUAUUCGAGAUAUUGAUUAUAAUGAUUUACCAUUGAUUAAUACCAAUGUAGAACUUUAUUAUGACACAUCUGUCAUUAUAUCAUGUGAUAAUAAUCUACCAAAUAGUGAAUUAUUACGUAUACCAUUAUUAAAAGAUGUUUUCGAACGUUAUCCAACAACACCAAUUAAUAUUGAUGUUAAAGAAAAUAAUGAUGAGCUUAUUCAAAAGGUUUCAAAACUUAUUCAAGAAUAUCGACGAGAACAUAUAACUUAUUGGGGUAGUUUUAAUGAUGUUGUAUGCAAAAAACUAACUGUUGAAAAUUCACGUAUUGUUCGUUUUUGUUCUUUAAAAGAAGCAGCCGUUAUUGUUCUUACAUAUUGGCUUGGUUUAUUACCGUUUAUACCAUUAGUACCUGGUGCUUUUGAAGUACCUAUACCCGGUGAAGUUUUUCGAAAACAAGCACAAAAUUUAACUUGCUUACAAAGAACGCUUUUUUUCCUCGCUGAAAGAGCAUUAAAUAGUAAAGGAAUGUUUGUACAUUUACAACGACGUGGUAUCCCGGUUUACGUUUGGAUAUUGAAUGAGAAUCAAGAAUUUGAAUAUGCAUUUCAAAAAAUGUCUGUUACCGGUGUAAUGACUGAUUAUCCCAGUCGACUUCAAAAUUAUUUAAAAUCCAAUAAACUUAAUUAUUUUUUAAGUGUAUGA
Molecule: messenger RNA, 978 nt
Organism: Adineta steineri
Lineage: Eukaryota; Metazoa; Rotifera; Eurotatoria; Adinetida; Adinetidae
Source: the annotation of a GenBank genome assembly